AUGAUUAGAGAUCUGAGCAAGAUGUACCCCCCGGCGCGGCAUCCGAUUCCCCACCAGCCGGGACAGCCGUUCAAGUUCACUGUCACCGAGUCCUGCGACCGGAUCAAGGAGGAGUUCCAGUUCCUCCAAGCCCAGUAUCACAGCCUGAAAAUGGAGUGUGAGAAACUGGCCAGUGAAAAAACGGAGAUGCAGCGACACUAUGUCAUGUACUACGAAAUGUCGUAUGGACUCAACAUCGAGAUGCACAAACAGGCGGAGAUCGUCAAACGGCUGAACGCAAUCUGCGCCCAAGUCAUUCCCUUCCUCUCUCAAGAGCAUCAGCAGCAGGUGGUGCAGGCAGUGGAGAGGGCCAAACAGGUCACCAUGGCUGAACUCAACGCCAUUAUUGGAGUGCAAGGUGUAUUUCUGUGUGUGAUUCAGCAGCAGCAGCUCCAGGCUCAGCACCUCUCCCACAGCCACGCCAUCCCGGUCCCACUCACGCCACACCCAGCAGGCCUCCAGCCCCCUCUGCCCCCCGGCGCCGGUACUGCCAGCCUGCUGGCGCUCUCCUCGGCCCUGAGUCACCAGCUGCCGCUCAAAGACGAGAGGAAACACCACGACAGCAACAGUGAACACCCACGAGGUAAGUCCUGCUUUGUAAGUGUGUAUGCAAGUGUUGGCGUCUUUGUGUCUACAAAGCAUACAUCAGUGAGCUCAUCUGUGUCUCCAUCUGCCAGUUUUCGGACUGGAGAGAAGCACAGAAGUUCGAGCGAUUACUCCUCUGACAGCAAGAAACAGAAGACAGAUGAUAAGGAGUUGGCCUCUACACGCUACGAAAGUGACGGAGAGAAGAGCGAUGACAACUUGGUAGUGGAUGUGUCCAAUGAGGAUCCAGUGUCUCCCAGAGGAAGUCCUGCCCACUCUCCUCGGGAGAACGGGUUGGACAAGAGUCGGCUGUUGAAGAAGGAUGCGCCCCUGAGUCCUUCCUCCAUCGCCUCCUCCAGCAGCACACCUUCAUCCAAAUCCAAAGAGAUUAAUUUGAAUGAAAAGUCCACAACGCCUGUGUCCAAGUCCAGCACCCCCACAUCCCGCUCUGAUGCUCCGACUCCCAGCAGCACCGUCACCCCGGGCCUGAGGUCUGCACCCAGUAAACCAGCAGGAAUCGAGGCGCUGGCUCCUGGUCUCCGCACACCGCUGGCAGUGCCGUGCUCGUACCCCGGCCCGUUUGGAAUGGUUCCUCACCCGGGUAUGAAUGGAGAGCUGAGUGGAGCGGGAGCAGCCUACACCGGUCUGCAUAACAUUUCCCCACAGAUGAGCGCGGUGGCUGCUGCUGCUGUGGCUGCUUAUGGACGCACACAAGUGGUGGGAUUUGAUCCUCACCACCACAUACGUGUCCCUGGCCUUCCUCCUAACCUGUCGGGCAUUCCAGGUGGAAAACCUGCUUACUCCUUUCAUGUGAGCGCCGAUGGACAAAUGCAGCCUGUGCCUUUUCCUCCGGAUGCACUCAUCGGCCCCGGCAUCCCGCGCCACGCACGACAGAUCAAUACUCUUAGCCACGGGGAGGUGGUGUGUGCUGUCACCAUCAGUAACCCAACACGUCAUGUCUACACUGGCGGCAAGGGCUGCGUCAAGGUGUGGGACAUCAGUCACCCGGGAAACAAGACCCCUGUAUCCCAGCUGGACUGCCUUAACAGAGAUAACUACAUCCGUUCCUGUCGACUACUUCCUGAUGGACGGACUCUCAUAGUCGGAGGCGAGGCGAGUACUUUGUCAAUCUGGGAUUUGGCCACACCAACUCCACGGAUCAAGGCAGAACUCACUUCGUCAGCACCUGCUUGUUAUGCUCUGGCCAUCAGCCCUGACUCCAAGGUCUGCUUUUCCUGCUGCUCCGAUGGAAACAUAGCUGUCUGGGACCUUCACAACCAGACUCUGGUUAGGCAGUUCCAGGGCCACACCGACGGAGCCAGCUGUAUAGACAUCUCUAACGAUGGGACCAAGCUUUGGACAGGAGGUCUGGAUAACACUGUCCGGUCCUGGGACCUGAGAGAGGGACGGCAGCUGCAGCAGCACGACUUCACCUCACAGAUCUUCUCACUGGGAUACUGUCCAACGGGUGAGUGGCUGGCAGUGGGGAUGGAGAACAGUAAUGUGGAGGUCCUACAUGUCACCAAACCUGACAAGUACCAGCUCCACCUACAUGAAAGCUGUGUGCUCUCACUCAGAUUUGCCCACUGCGGGAAGUGGUUUGUGAGCACUGGAAAAGACAAUCUGCUCAACGCAUGGAGAACCCCAUAUGGAGCCAGCAUAUUCCAGUCAAAGGAGUCCUCUUCGGUGCUGAGCUGUGACAUCUCCAUAGAUGAUAAGUACAUUGUGACUGGCUCAGGAGAUAAGAAAGCGACUGUCUACGAGGUCAUCUACUAA
This is a messenger RNA of Scomber japonicus (chub mackerel), 2400 nucleotides long. RefSeq names its product transducin-like enhancer protein 4. Bases 1 to 2400 code for a protein of 799 amino acids. NCBI's taxonomy places the organism in Eukaryota, Metazoa, Chordata, Actinopteri, Scombriformes, Scombridae. The transcript has 20 exons. Gene Ontology annotation, cellular component: transcription regulator complex; nucleus. Gene Ontology annotation, molecular function: protein binding; transcription corepressor activity. The record is from RefSeq and is a predicted model, not a curated record. Gene Ontology annotation, biological process: negative regulation of canonical Wnt signaling pathway; regulation of DNA-templated transcription.